Chiroxiphia lanceolata (lance-tailed manakin) is the source of this 279-nucleotide messenger RNA. RefSeq names its product transmembrane protein 212 (gene TMEM212). The annotation marks the transcript as partial. The transcript is spliced from 2 exons. NCBI's taxonomy places the organism in Eukaryota, Metazoa, Chordata, Aves, Passeriformes, Pipridae. The record is from RefSeq and is a predicted model, not a curated record.
UAUAAGCCCUGGUCCUUUGGAUGGAGCUUUUGUCUCGCUGGUCUCAUUUGGAAUGGAGCUUUGUUAAGCAAAACAGAAGCCAGUUUUGCCUUCAACAUCCUGAGCAUCACAGGUACCUCAGUGCAAUUUUCUGCUGCCAUUGCAUCUUUGCUCCUUGGCCCACCCUGCUACUGCUUGCUGGCUGGGAUCACUGGGACCAGCUGCCUGGUUGCAGUUCUGUUCCCCUUCCCCUGUGCUGACUUCCCAAACCUCUGCAAAGACCCACUGCGGUAUGAGUGA